AUGACAACAAAGGAAGAAGGCUUCGAUGUCGCCAUCGGCAUCACUCGCUUUGUCAUGCGAACUCACGGCAUCUGGCCGGGCUUCAGCGUGUCGAAAGCUGGAAUCAUGCGCUACGCGUACCUUCCAGCGGCUCUCAUGCUGCUGCUCUUCGUCAUCAUACCGCAAACCGUUCAAGUCAUUUUUGUAAGCCGUGAUUUGAACGCCGUUCUGAAUGUGCUUACCCUGGGUAACGUACCUGUGGGCAUUGCUUUGGCUAAGCUACUGGGCGUUAGUUACAAACAAAACGUGCUGCAUCAACUAAUCCUUUCGGUUUGCGAGGACUGGAAACACACGACGAAAGAGUCGGAGCUGGUCGUGAUGCGACUCAACGCUCGCAAGUCUCGGAUGUUUUCCAUAAUUUGCAUUGUCUUGAGUGAGGGUACAGCGAUGGCUUAUAGUGCGCGUAUGUUUUACGCCGCCUUUUCCACCCAUACCAAGGCGCAAGCCACAGGCAUUGAUGACUGCGAGAAACCGCUCUUUUUCAUUGGCAAAUUCCCCUUUGACCCGCAGUCUUAUCCUAAUUACCAGAUUACCUGGACGCUGCAGAUUAUUGCUACAUUCCUGGCAGCCGGUGCUUUUUCAUCGGUGGACGCUCUGUUCGUAACUCUGGUGCUUCACUUGUGUGGACAAUUGACCAACUUGCAGGCGGCUUUUUCGGAAAUCGGCGAAGAAAAUGCCGAGAAAGGGACGAUGUUCGUGAGUAAACUGUCGAAGUUAAUCGAGAGACACCGAAAGAUAAACGUAUUUGCUGACAUCAUUGAGUACAGUUUUAACAUGAUGUUCCUUGUUCAAGUACUAUCUUCUACGCUACUUCUUUGUCUUCAAGGCUACUUGUUUAUGAUCAUUCUUUCGGGACAAGAUGGAUUGCUCGUAGAAAUGAUUUUUAUAUCUUACUUCACUAUCUGCUUUACCUUUAGUAUAUUUGUGUACUGUUAUGUUGCCGAACUUUUACAAGAAAAGAGCUUGCAAUUAGGGUACGCGAUAUUUUAUAGUAAAUGGUAUAAUUUACCAGCCAAGAAAGCUAGAUUGUUAAUCAUAUCCAUAGUACGUUGCAAAAGGCCGCUAGAAAUUUCUGCAGGGAAAUUCUGCAUAUUUUCAUUAAAUUUAUUUUGUAAUAUUGUAAGAACGUCUGCUGGAUAUAUGUCAGUGCUUCUGGCAGUAAAGGAUAAAAUAACAUAG
Nasonia vitripennis (jewel wasp) is the source of this 1218-nucleotide messenger RNA. It is a transcript of the gene Or19, whose product is annotated as odorant receptor 19. The record is from RefSeq and is marked inferred. Gene Ontology annotation, biological process: sensory perception of smell; detection of chemical stimulus involved in sensory perception of smell. Gene Ontology annotation, molecular function: odorant binding; olfactory receptor activity. Bases 1 to 1218 code for a protein of 405 amino acids. Gene Ontology annotation, cellular component: plasma membrane. The transcript has 7 exons. Lineage: Eukaryota; Metazoa; Arthropoda; Insecta; Hymenoptera; Pteromalidae.